Molecule: messenger RNA, 3040 nt
Organism: Microcebus murinus (gray mouse lemur)
Lineage: Eukaryota; Metazoa; Chordata; Mammalia; Primates; Cheirogaleidae
Source: RefSeq, a predicted model, not a curated record
CCUCCCCGUUCUGCGCCGGCGCGGAGCCCGCGAAGCGCAUGCGCGGUGCGGGGCCCGCCGCUCUGCCCCUGCUGUCGCUGCAGCUGCUGCUGUUGCCGCCUCCCUGCCGGCAAGUGUGUGAAGCAGGAGCUGAGAGUCGCCGCCGCCUCUGUCGCCAUGGGGAGAAAGUCGAGCAAAGCCAAGGAGAAGAAGCAGAAGCGGUUGGAGGAGCGAGCUGCCAUGGAUGCCGUUUGUGCCAAAGUGGAUGCCGCCAACAGGCUUGGAGACCCUCUAGAGGCUUUCCCAGUGUUCAAGAAAUAUGAUCGAAAUGGGUUGAAUGUCUCCAUUGAAUGUAAGCGAGUGUCUGGACUGGAGCCAGCCACUGUGGACUGGGCCUUCGACCUGACCAAAACAAAUAUGCAAACCAUGUAUGAGCAGAGUGAGUGGGGCUGGAAGGACCGAGAGAAACGAGAGGAAAUGACAGAUGACCGAGCCUGGUACCUCAUUGCUUGGGAAAAUAGUUCUGUCCCCGUUGCCUUUUCUCACUUCCGGUUUGACGUGGAGUGUGGGGAUGAAGUCCUGUACUGCUACGAAGUGCAGCUGGAAAGCAAGGUGCGGCGGAAAGGCCUGGGCAAGUUCCUCAUACAGAUCCUGCAGCUCAUGGCCAAUAGCACACAGAUGAAGAAGGUUAUGUUAACGGUAUUUAAACACAAUCAUGGCGCCUACCAGUUCUUCAGAGAAGCACUGCAAUUUGAAAUUGACGACUCUUCCCCUAGCAUGUCUGGUUGCUGUGGAGAGGAUUGCUCCUAUGAGAUCCUGAGCCGGAGGACCAAGUUUGGGGACAGCCAGCAUUCCCAUGCAGCUGGAUUCUCGACAGCCCCCUACAUACAUGCUUGGACAAAUGGAAUGUUCAUGCCCACCUUUAUGAAAGUCCUAGAGUCCUGGGUCUGAGGUCUGCUUGUCCCCAAAGAGGAACAGACCCAGUGUGAGAUCUGGAUGUAGAGAGAGGCUUCAGAGAGACUCACGCUUUCGUGGGUGGAACGCUCUGAUGGAGACUGUGGGAAGAUAUUUUGUGCCAAGAUACAAGGAAGCAAGCAAGGCUCUUUUUAUGGAUUCACGGAGUGGAGUUGUCUCGGGACCAGCCGACUCUGGGAGGAAGGCGGCCUCUGUCUCCAUCGCUGUCAGUGGGAGAUGCCUAGAGUACCAGGAACAAGGUGCUGUGUGGGGCCUGCUGUGGGCACGGUGGCUUCUCUGGGCUCCUGGAUUUUGCUGCAUUCUAAGCUUAACCUCUUGAUCUCACGGCAGUGACUUGAGCUUUUCAUCCAUAGAAGAAAGCCAGAGGUUCUGCUUGUUCCUCUCUGUGGCCCCUCACUGCUCUUUUCCCCCUGCCUCUCACCUCUAUCCUAGAUACCUCUGUUCUUAGUCUCAAGGGGGGAAUAACAUCAGGGAGCCCCUCAUCUUCCCCCAGAAGGACCAUUCGUUCCUGGUGUAGUUAAUGCCAUUUCCUCUCAUCUCUUGGUGCUGAUAGUUCUCUGAAGGUGUGGGGCAUCCCUCCCCACUGCCACCCCCCUCUUCAGAGAGCCCCCAGCCAGCAGCAGGCCCCUCUGCCUGCGCUCCCCAGCCUCGCCCCUCGCUGCCUCAGUGAGGCACUAGUGCCACUGCCUGGCCCAGGCGAGCCAUAGCUCAGGCUGCAACAGGAAUGCCUCUCAGUGGCCAAAACAGCUGCUUUUCUGUCUCUGGUGUCACCCUGUGGCAGCAGGUUGGAGCAGGGGGAGGAGAAGGCCUUCCUCCUCUCUCAAGGGAUAGGAUGCAGGCUCAGAACCUGUAGUCAUCCUCAUCUCUAGGCCUUGUUCCUGUUCCAGGGAAGACAAACCAAAUCCUUGUCAAGGAAAAAGCACCUAACACCUCCCCUUGGGCAUCCCUGAGCUCUGCUUUAGGGAGUAUCAAAAAGGUUCUAGCCUUUGUGAAGUUGCUCUCCUGGAAGUCUGUCAGUCCUCUGACCUCAGUGUCUGCUCACAUCCUGCCCUCUGCCCAGCUCAUGCAGUCUGUCCUGGCAGAUUUUGCCAGCGUGGUCCUUGCUUCUCACCUGGAUUCCUGCUUGUGCAGGGGCCUGUGCGUGCUGGGCCUCCCUUGCCCAGCCUGGCCCUCUGCUGAGCACUCUGUGCUGCUCUUGACCUCACCAGCAGUGGGGCCGGGUGCUCCUUGGAGAGGGCCUCGCAGCUUUACACUGGAAUGUCUGCCUUUGCCCUACCUACCCUGCUGGCUGCCGGGGGUUUCACCCCAGGUGAGAAUUGAACUUGCUGGGAGAGGGUAGGAGAGGUAGACUCUCCUAAGAAUCAUGAAACGACAGAAGCAUGUUUAGGAAGAGGUUUUCCUCUGAUCCCUGUCUCUCAAAAGACACAGAAUGAUAAAUAUUUAUUGUCUUAGAUCAUGGAUUUCUGAUACCUCCCAUUUAAGGGGACCAAGAGGAACCCCCAGUGUAAAUCCCAUGUAAGGUGAGUUCAGUGUUCUCUUUCCGGUGAUUGACACCUGGCACCAAGACUAUUGGUAGAUAGGCGCUCGGUGCAUGUCCUGCUCACCCCAGCCUCUUCAGGCCACACCCCCAAGAGCUGCUCAGGAGGUCUGGGCUGGGGCAGGAGAGGUGUCUGAGACCAGCAGAUCACUCUUGUUGGUGUCGAGCCCGUUAAUCUCUAAAACACCAGUCUUUCUCCACUUGUCCUAGGUCUUGUUUUUGAGAAACAGCAGGCCUUUUGUACUAGCCUUUCUGUUUGUUGUUUUUUGUUGAGGGGCAUGUUAAGAUAUUUUCUAAGAUUUUAAAAAUUUUAGUUGUAUUCAUCCUAUUUCAGGUUAUUUUUGUUGGCAUCAAAUGUGUAUAGGACAUGUGUAUGGUUCUUUUUAACCUUUUCUGGUCUUUUUAGAGGGAACUUGAAAUAUAAACUCCUUGAUGUAUGUAUUUUUUUCUUUAGCAAUUUGGUAUCACUGGAAUCAAAGGGAAAAAGUGAUCUCUUUUUGCAUUGGUUGUAUUUGUAUGUCACAAAUAAAAGACACUUUGUUCAGCCUA